Messenger RNA from Moesziomyces antarcticus, 708 nucleotides. Its product is annotated as ADP-ribosylation factor-like protein 8A-like. Gene Ontology annotation, biological process: protein transport. Bases 1 to 708 code for a protein of 235 amino acids. Gene Ontology annotation, cellular component: lysosomal membrane. The record is from RefSeq and is a predicted model, not a curated record. NCBI's taxonomy places the organism in Eukaryota, Fungi, Basidiomycota, Ustilaginomycetes, Ustilaginales, Ustilaginaceae. Gene Ontology annotation, molecular function: GTPase activity; GTP binding. The transcript has a single exon.
AUGUCGUCCGGCAUCGGCUCGCUCUUCUCGUCGCUCUUCGUGUACCUGCGCUCGCUGCUGUUCGCCAAGCACCUCGAGAUCUGCGUGGUGGGCCUGCAGGCGGCGGGCAAGACGUCGCUCGUCAACCUGCUCUCGUCCGGCCAGUUUGCAGACGAGAUGGUGCCCACGGUAGGAUUCAACAUGCGCAAGGUGCGAUCCGGCAACACCACCAUCAAGGUGUGGGACAUUGGUGGCCAGCCGCGCUUCCGCAGCAUGUGGGAGCGAUACUGUCGAGGCGUAUCCGCCAUCGUGUUUGUCGUCGACUCCUCCGUACCCCUUCCCUCCUCCUCAGCUUCAAAGCAAAGCACGGCCUCGAAGUCGACAUCACCACCUGCGCAGGCAGACGCAACACCAGCGGCAGGUGCGGGGCAGAAGGUCGAUGCGGCUACGCGAGCGAGCACCGCAAGUGCGUCUGCUUGGACUGUGGCGACAGAGGAACUGCAUGCGUUGAUCGAGAGGCCCCAUCUGGCGGGUGUGCCGCUGCUCGUGCUUGCGACCAAGAACGAUAUCAAGGGCGCUGCUCGCGUAGACGACGUCAUCCGCGUCAUGAAGCUCGACACCAUCGCAAAUAGGGAGGUCAGCUGCUACAGCAUCAGCUCCAAGAACCAGGUCAACAUCGACGUCACGCUCAAGUGGCUCGUUGCAAGGAGCCCUGCCGGCCAGCGAUGA